Messenger RNA from Jaminaea rosea, 2100 nucleotides. Its product is annotated as RabGAP/TBC. Lineage: Eukaryota; Fungi; Basidiomycota; Exobasidiomycetes; Microstromatales. The record is from RefSeq and is a predicted model, not a curated record. The transcript is spliced from 2 exons. Gene Ontology annotation, biological process: activation of GTPase activity. Bases 139 to 2037 code for a protein of 632 amino acids. Gene Ontology annotation, molecular function: GTPase activator activity.
CGGAGGCCCACGAGGCCCACGAGGUCACAAAUAGAUUCCAGUCGUCGAGACGACGCUAGCAGCGGGCUAGCAGCGGGCAGCCUCACAUCGCUUUCAAUCUCAUGCUGAAACUACCUAGGCAUGGGGAGAUAGUCAGCUAUGUCACAUCGCGAUGGCUCUGUCGCCAUCGCGUCUUUCCACAUCCGCUCCCUCGAAUGGCCGCGCCUCUGGACCGGCGGCCAGCCCCUCAAUCUCGAUGUGUCGCGCAAUGAGUAUCGACGUCUCAAGGAGAAGCACUGUCGCAGGCCAGAUGGAUCUUGGAUCGCCCAGCUUGAACCUUCGACUUCAGCGUCCGCCGGUGGCUCACGGCGAGCAGCCAGUGGUGGGCUCAAGACAAUCGAUGCCCAUCCUCUGGGAGAUGACGAUGAUAACCCAUGGAAGCACCACUACGCCUCUCUCGCCGCAUUGGACCAGAUCUUGCUCGACCUCUCGCGCCUUCAACCUGACAAUCCAGCCGACGUCGACGAAGUAGCUCUAGCUCGCAUCCUGUUUGUGUGGGCAAUGGAGCACCAAGAAGGCGGAGGGUACAGGCAAGGCAUGCACGAAAUCUCCUAUGCACUCUACGUCGUACGGCAGCGCGACUCGGGCCCUCUCCAGGAUGCGCAGCACGUAGAAGAUGAUGCGUACUCCCUCUUCUCCCACCUGAUGGAACAUGUCGCCCCGCUCUUCUACUCUCCCACCUCGAUGGCCCAGCAAACUGAAGCUGUCCGAUCCUCGCUCCUUCGAGUAGACCCUGCGCUGUAUGCCCACUUGAAGGCUAUUGAAGUGGAGCCGCAGCUCUUCCUCUUGAGGUGGCUGCGCUUACUGUUCCUGAGGGAGAUGGCCCUGCAGCACUGCCUCGAGAUGUGGGACGCAAUCUUCGCGGCAGCGGCAACGCCAACGGCAGCCGGCGAGGCCUUUGACUUGGGUGGAAUAGUGCAGUGGACCUGCGUAGCUGCUCUGCUGCGGAUGAGGGGCACUCUACUCGCCUGUGAGCAAAGCGAGGCGCUCGUGACGCUGAUGAGGGAGUGGGAGAUGCCGCCCCUGGAGCAGGCGACGGGAAACAUCGACGGUAGAGGUACGAGCGGACAAAUGGGCUCUGCACCGCACUACUCUGGCAUGCUAGUUCAACAAGCCAACCUCCUCAAGUCACGUCCGACACCAGCCACGGGCGUAGAAUGCGCGGUGCAGAAUCAGGAUAUUCUUGGUAUCCCACUGCGGCACGCUUCAGCUCCCAGCGAAGAGGGAGUUGAGGAUGAUGCGCGCACCACAUUCAGCGCUCGCCCUAGCUCAGCAGGUAUGAUUUCCUCCCCUUCGGGAGGGGCCUUCAGCUCUGCCUCCCUCUCACGAGCAGCCUUUGCAGGAGCGCAGAAGACGGCGCAGUGGGCUUAUCAAAGCGCCACGACUCGUAUGGCCGCUGCUACUGCCGCCAACAGAUCGUCGUCAGACCGAGCAGGUUUCCCUAGCGGUUGGAACUUAGACGACGUGGAGGCUAGGAGGCUGAGGAGGGGCAGAACGGGGGACACGACGGUCAGUGAGGGGCGUAAUGUGCCACAGGUCGAGGGUGACAAUGAGGUGGAUUACGUUGAAAGGGAUCGAAGACUUGUUCUUGCGCUGAAUGGCGUCGUUGCGAGAAUCGAGAGCAAAGCCGACAGAGGAGCGUCGUCAUCAGCAGCAGGCCCUGACCCAGCACUGCUAGCGCUGAAAGGGGUGCGAGACAUCCUGGCAGGCAGGAAAGAUGCAUCAGACCUCAGUUGGAUCGAGAAGGUCGGAAUGGAUGGGGUGAAAGGCGAAGGAGAGAGACCAAAAUCACCAUCACCAACUGCGAGCCAGGAUCCGGCUUCAUCGGGCCCGACCUCCCCAUGCCCUCCCCCUUCUGCAUCACCGCCCUCCAAAGCACAAAUACCCUCAGCGCCCAAAUCGGCUCAUCGAGCCUUCGCACGCCUGCCUUCUCCAACGCGACAUCCGCCAGAUAGACCUGUUCUGGUCGAUGAUCCAUUGGGUGCUCUUGGCGGGUGAGGUAGGCUGCUGACGUAAUCGUAUCAAUAUUUGCCGGCUCAGUCCGCCCUCGUUGUGGCGCAG